Pungitius pungitius (ninespine stickleback) is the source of this 2142-nucleotide messenger RNA. RefSeq names its product GRAM domain-containing protein 2B (gene gramd2b). NCBI's taxonomy places the organism in Eukaryota, Metazoa, Chordata, Actinopteri, Perciformes, Gasterosteidae. The record is from RefSeq and is a predicted model, not a curated record. Gene Ontology annotation, cellular component: cytoplasmic microtubule. The coding region runs from base 83 to 1324 and encodes 413 amino acids. The transcript has 14 exons.
UGUUCAGCACGUCUAAAGCGCAGCAUGCUGACGGCUCAGUGGCGCUUCGGUAAAGUGAGAGUUAGUGAUUCUGUUCGAUGGGAUGGAGAACUACGGCGUGGACGACAUCCUCCAUUUCAAAGAGAAGAGCACCAGGUCCAGACCUUCUCACCGUUCCGAUGUGGAAAACGCGGAGGAGCGUCCCAGAAACGAGAGGACGGCCCGAGAUCCGCCGGACGCCGUCGAGCCGCAGAGACGCGAGCCGCCGGGCCGCAGGAAACCGGCCUUGGUCAGAUCAAAGACCUUCGAUCCCUCUGUGCUGACUCGCGUCCAGACCGACCCGGACUCCAAGAUAGAGAGGAAGAAGUCUCACUACAGCCUGCUUUCAAAGAGCAACUGCCAGUACCAUAAAAUAUUCAAGGAGAUCUGCAAAGAAGAACAGCUCCGACAGAGUUACACCUGUGCUCUGCAGAAAGACAUCCUCUACCAGGGACGGAUGUUCGUCUCCGACCACUGGAUCUGUUUCCACUCCAAGGUGUUUGGAAAAGACACAAAGAUCGCCAUCCCGGUGGUGUCUGUCACGCACGUCAAGAAGACCAAUACCGCCAUCCUGCUGCCCAACGCCCUGGUGGUCGCCACCGCUAACGACAGGUACGUCUUUGUGUCGUUCAUGUCCAGAGACAACACCUACAAGUUCUUGAUGUCCAGCUGUCUUCACCUGGAGGAGAAGAGUCCGUGCAGCAGCCCCAUCCCGUCCUCGAGGUCACCUCAGAGGUCACCUCAGAGGUCACCUCGGACUCCUCGCUAUGCUCUGAGCUUUCCGGCUGAUUUCUGCGAGCUGGACGUCGCGGUGAGGCAGAGGAGGAGAGACGUGGAGGAGAGCAGCAGCUCGGACUCGCAGACGCCCGACUACGACAAGGCAGCAGAGUUCCCUGAUCCUCUGCCCGAUCACCCACGGGUGAGGACCCAGAACCAGUUCCAGAACCAGCACCAGAACCAGAACCAGCAGAGCUCUGACAACAAGCAGCAGGACAAACAGCAAACUGAGCUGGUGAUUGACGGCCGAACUCUGAAACCAGUUUCUCUCAACACUCUGCUGUCCGUCUACCUGUUACUAGUGUGUGUCCUGGUCCUCUCUUCCUGUUACCUGGCCUAUAAGAUCGUCUCGUUGGAGCAGCGGCUGACGAUGCUCGGCUCCAUGACCGAGUCGGCCCCCCAGGAGAGCGACUUUCUCUGGGGGAGCGAGGUGAACAUGGAGCUUUUCUCUGAACUGCUGACCAUCAACCUGAUGAAGCUGGAGAAGGUGCAGAAGAACCUGCAGCGGCUGCUGGACGAAGCCUCCUGAAGGCACUUGGAACCAGUUCAACAGGCCGCUCCCAGUUAAUGUAUCUACUGUGGGACAAACCUGAGACAUAUUAAUGUAUCUACACAAAAGCGCUUUAAAAUGAGUUAAAGAGAGCAUCCUUCCACCUGUGGCCACCCUUAGCUGUGAUGUCACAACACAGGGACACGCCCCUCGGUACACUUCUACAUCGCCGCAGCGAGAGAGAAGUUAAAAUAGGAAACCAAAGAGCUGUGAGGUUUCAUCCUUUCUGGUAGGGUCUUAAACAGUUUCACGUUGGUACUGAAUGAGGAGGUAGGUAUUAUUUUAAAGGCCAUGGCGUCUGGUGACCUCUUGUGGAACCCCAGCAGUACUCCACCUUUUUCUGCUAGAGGAACAUCUUUGACCUGCGUUCUGAGCUUUUUGGUCCCAGGUCGCAGGUCUCGGUUCAUCCUCCGGAUUGCCGGCUGACAUUUAGGACUAAGAAACAGAUCUGGAAUCAGACGCUGACUGAGUUUGUCUCACAGUGUGAGAAUUGGGUUUUACAUUCAGACUCUUAUCUAACACUCAUUUUUCCUUUGGUAUUUCCCUCACAUUGUUACUGAGAUUAAAUGUGAGAAGGAACAUAUUCUAGUUAGUAUGUGUAUUAUCUGUGAUACCAGAUAGUAGAUCCCUGCAGGUUGUUCUUCAUUCGACCAAUGGAUGGCGCUCUGAUGUAUUUCUAAAUCUAACAGUGGCUCUAAAGGUGUUCACAGAGCCGACUGUUAUCAAUGUGUGGAAUUAUACAUAGAUUUUAGCAUGUGAUUUGUUUUCAUCUGCCUGGGAAUAAAGUUCUAUUUUCC